Messenger RNA from Micromonas commoda, 1080 nucleotides. RefSeq lists its product with no specific name. Bases 1 to 1080 code for a protein of 359 amino acids. NCBI's taxonomy places the organism in Eukaryota, Viridiplantae, Chlorophyta, Mamiellophyceae, Mamiellales, Mamiellaceae. The transcript has 2 exons. The record is from RefSeq and is a predicted model, not a curated record.
AUGCACUCAGACAAAUCUCCGUUCAACUCCGCUAAAUCCAAACGUCGUCGCGCCUGGAAGGUCACCCCGCAGCUGGCCAUGGUGCGGCGCCAGGACCUGUCCGGGUUCGAUGACGCCGAGCGAUAUAACCUGCGUCUGCAGAUGCGGAAUCGGUCGAGGCUCAGGCUCUUCGCGGGCUCGUGCGCGAUCGUCUCGCUGGUCCUCGUGACGUACGUCACCACCGAGGCCUGGUUCGUCGCGGACUGGAGCGGCAAGGGCGAGGGCCUGAGCGAGCUGGACGAGGUGAGCCACAUGGCGGGCUCGUCUCUUAAGGGACUCAACACGGCGCGGGACCUGAUCAGCCUCAAAAAGCACGGGAGAGAGAGGGAGGAACUGCUGGCUCAGGUCGACCGGAUCGAGGCCAUCGCGCAAGACGGCACCCCUCGGGCGAGCGGGAAGCGACCGAGGAAGGUCGGCCCCAAGGUGGAGACGAAGUCGGUGCAAUUCAGCGUGCACAUCGUGGUCGAGCACGCCGCUGGGCUGGACAUGCUCAUGGUCCGCGGCAGCGACGGCGGCGAGUGGGGCCCGGUGUUGGGAACCGCGGUGACCACCAGAGUCACCAACUCGGACGUCGCGGGUGACGGCGACGGGAACCCGUGGAACGCGAAGAAGGCGGCCGCGAUGGACGACCCGGCGGUGCGUAAGGCUGCCGCGGACGCGCUGCUGGCGCAGGCGGGGCUGGAUCAGCCCCCGGAGAUCGAGUUCAUGCAGCUGCUGCCGCCGCGCGUCGGUUCCUCCUCGGACGGUCGGGCGUCUUACGUGGCUCUGGCCCGCGAGGCGCAGGUCAGCACGGGUGGACUCCGCGGCGACGGUUCAAGAAGCGCCAGGAAACGCAUACCUCUGGACGCGGCGCUCAAGGGCCAGACGGGCAACGCGAAGAUCGACGCGGAGAAGAAGAAGGCGGUGGCGAGGUCGCAGGAUACGAUGGGCUCAACCUCAAGAAUUCACCGUGGGGAAGGACCCGAAGGCGGCGUGCAAGGAUCCACGCGUUGCCGCCGCACGCGCCGCGGGCGACGAGAAGGAGGCUGCGCGCCUGUAUAA